AUGCAGGGAAACGAUUUAUCGGACGCUCCUCCAGAUAACAAAGAAGUGGAGACAUCUCCACUCUCGUGCGUGCCCUGUGGGACCGCGCCCGUGUUUGCGCCCGAAGAAGCAACCGGUGCCUUGAGCGACCUAUCCGUGGCGAGUAAUUCCCAACAAGAAUCAGCCAAGCGGAAAUUAUCCAUCACGGGUCCCUUCCACAGUCCGCAUCCUGGCGACCCAGAAGAUAAAACAGAGCCAACUCAGACAUCUGACCCGAGCGAAGAUCGAUGUUCUAGUGCAGACAAUGCCCCGGGACAUAGUAGAGAUUCAAGCAUUGCUGAAGACCAUCCAACCCCAUCCGGGCCCUUCGUUUCCCCGAAUAUUCGCUCUGCGUCAAAAUUUGCUCAUGUUCGAACGAGUUUGAGAUCCGAGAUCCCGGUGCGCCACCCAUCCAUAGCUGUGGUUGUACCACCACCGUCCUGGAACCCCUUGCUUCCAGAACAAGCACCAGAGCCGCUGCGGCAGUAUGCAAAAGGCGACUCCGCUCAGGUCGAGGCACCGGCCAUCACCAAGAUGAUGUCACCACUUUACAGCCGUCUCAAAGAAGAAAGAAACGAAGAACUUCAAUCAGACCAUUUCGCGAUCCUUCGAACCCAUCCACAUCCGCUUCAUCUCAAUGGCGUACGCGGAAGUGCUCUCCUCACUAUCGAAUCAAAUUCUGGCCCGAACCCGGCGUAUUUCUUUACUUUCGUCCCCGAACCUAGCCCGAUGAUCUCUCUGGCCCACACGGCGGCUACCCCAGGGAAACAAGUACCGUACACAUCAGACGAGAAUGCGCUACUCGUGCGGCUGAAGGAAAGAGAGGCAAUGCCAUGGUCCCAGAUUGCGAGUCACUUCCCAGGCCGAAAUAUAUCAUCUCUUCAAGUCCACUAUUCAACCAAUUACGUUACAAGCCCAGUCUUCGGUCUGGUAGGCCGAAGAGAUGCAAAUAAAUAG
Messenger RNA from Penicillium verhagenii, 975 nucleotides. RefSeq lists its product as uncharacterized. NCBI's taxonomy places the organism in Eukaryota, Fungi, Ascomycota, Eurotiomycetes, Eurotiales, Aspergillaceae. The transcript is spliced from 3 exons. The record is from RefSeq and is a predicted model, not a curated record. The coding region runs from base 1 to 975 and encodes 324 amino acids.